GUCGCUCCGAACCGUGCUGGGCUAAGGGCGCGACCGCGCCGCUGGGAAGGCGAGCUGCACCGUGGUACGCCGAGCUUCCCUGGUGGGUUUCACCGUAGGUUGUCCAGCUACCCGCUCUACGCCAUGGAUCCACAUCUCUUCGACUACGCAGAGCCGGGGAACUACUCGGACAUCAGCUGGCCGUGUAACAGCAGUGACUGCAUCGUGGUGGACACCCUGCAGUGCCCUGUCAUGCCCCACAAGAGCGUGCUCCUCUAUACGCUGUCUCUCCUCUACAUCUUCAUCUUUGUCAUUGGCAUGGUCGCCAACUCCGUGGUGGUCUGGGUGAACAUCCAGGCCAAGACCACGGGCUACGACACGCACUGCUACAUCCUGAACCUUGCCAUCGCCGACCUGUGGGUCGUCAUCACCAUCCCGGUGUGGGUCGUCAGCCUCGUACAGCACAAUCAGUGGCCCAUGGGCGAGCUCACCUGCAAGAUCUCGCACCUCAUCUUCUCCAUCAACCUCUUCGGCAGCAUCUUCUUCCUCACAUGUAUGAGUGUGGACCGCUACCUCUCCAUCACCUACUUCACUGGCACUUCCAGCUGCAAGAAGAAGACAGUGCGGCGCAUUGUCUGUGUCCUGGUGUGGCUGCUGGCCUUUUGCGUGUCCCUGCCUGACACAUACUACCUGAAGACCGUCACAUCCGCAUCCAACAACGAGACCUACUGCCGGUCCUUCUACCCAGAGCACAGCAUCAAGGAAUGGCUCAUCGGCAUGGAGCUGGUCUCCGUCAUCCUGGGCUUUGCUGUCCCUUUCUCCAUCAUCGCCAUCUUCUACUUCCUGCUGGCCAGAGCCAUCUCGGCAUCUGGUGACCAGGAAAAGCACAGCAGUCGGAAGAUCAUCUUCUCCUAUGUGGUGGUCUUCCUCGUGUGCUGGCUGCCCUAUCACGCCGUGGUGCUCUUGGACAUCUUCUCCAUCCUGCACUACAUCCCCUUUACCUGCCAGCUGGAGAACGGCCUCUUCACGGCCCUGCAUGUCACACAAUGCCUGUCGCUGGUCCACUGCUGUGUCAACCCCGUGCUGUACAGCUUCAUCAACCGCAACUACAGGUACGAGCUGAUGAAGGCCUUCAUUUUCAAGUACUCAGCCAAAACCGGCCUCACCAAGCUCAUUGAUGCCUCCAGAGUGUCAGAGACCGAGUACUCCGCGCUGGAGCAAAGUGCUAAGUGAGCCAUCUGCGGGGCCUGGGGACGUGCGCUUGCGGGGCUGGGGCGUCGUCGGCCACUUGGUUUCUGAAGAAGGGCAGAUUAGCUCUGGGCUUUGAGGCUUGGGAGAUGCGCAGAAGAGCGGUGUGACAUUGUGUGUCCUUUCUCGGACCAGAGAGGAGGUCGCCCUGGUGAGCGGUCUGACAGCUUGACAAAAGAAGCUCUGGCCAUGGUGGGCGGCUUCAGGAUGGCCAACCUGGGCAUGUGUGCAACAGCACCUCCUGGGUCCCGAUGUUUUUCUCUUCUGGUGACUUUAUUUAAGUUUUAAGACAUUAUUUUCUCACUAUUGCUGUACCUUAUAAGUGUAUUUGAAAGUUAAAAUAUAUUUUAAAUAUUGUAUGGAAGGUAUAAUGCUGACACGCCCAGAUCAUUGUAGUUUUAGGUUAGUUUGACUUCAGUCUUGGCUAAGGAUGGCAGCAUUGUUAGCUGAUUUGAAAUGAUAUAUAUAUAUGUAUAUAUAUAUAUAUAUAAAAUAUAUAUAUAAGUAUAUGCCAGUGUCGGCUCAGAUGUUCUAUUUACGAUAGUUUUAUACCUGUGCGGUGCUUUGUACCACACAGAUAUGGAGCAAAAGCUGCUCCAUAAGGCAGCAUGUGACAUCCAGAGUAUUGUAAAGUUUUGCUUAAAACCAGACUGUUUAGACUGCAAAUCUGUGCCCAAAAUGAACAGAGAGGUCUCUCAAUUUGUAACUUAUUUUUUUUAAAUAAAAAUUGUUUUGUUUCCUAAAA
This is a messenger RNA of Octodon degus (degu), 1972 nucleotides long. It is a transcript of the gene Ackr3, whose product is annotated as atypical chemokine receptor 3. Bases 124 to 1212 code for a protein of 362 amino acids. The transcript has 2 exons. The record is from RefSeq and is a predicted model, not a curated record. Gene Ontology annotation, cellular component: membrane. Gene Ontology annotation, molecular function: G protein-coupled receptor activity; chemokine binding; coreceptor activity. Gene Ontology annotation, biological process: chemotaxis; vasculogenesis; G protein-coupled receptor signaling pathway. Lineage: Eukaryota; Metazoa; Chordata; Mammalia; Rodentia; Octodontidae.